GAAAUCAAACAUUCAUUAACGAGAUAGUAACAAUAAUCAAACAAGACAUGAAGAAGUUCAGUAUUGACAUUAUUGUUUCAUUCAUAUUUCUAGCUUACUUUGGUGUAGUUCAAGGGGACCUUAACAUAAAUGAUUAUGGUGGUAAACCAAAUUCAGAUAUUACUGAGGCUUUCAAAAAAGUUUGGACUGAAGCAUGUGCAUCAACAUCUGCAGUUAAGAUUGUGAUUCCAUCUGGUAAUUAUAGGACAAAUGGAAUAGUUGCUGAAGGUCCAUGUAAGGCUCCAAUUGAGGUUCAAGUUGAUGGCAUAUUUCAAGCACCUUCAGACAUAAAUAGUAUGCCAAAAAGUGAUCAAUGGAUCAGGUUUGGAACUAUGGACCAUUUAACCGUAUCAGGAAAUGGAGUUUUUGAUGGUCAAGGCGCAGCUACAUGGAAACAAUCUUCAGCUGCUUGGAGCAAAAAUCAUAAUGUUAACCAAAAAGUUUCCCAGAAUUUGGGUUUUUAUUUUGUUAACAACUCCAUCGUCACUGGAAUUACAUCUAAGGACAGCAAAAAUUUCCAUUUUAUGAUUUACGGCUGCGAAAAUAUCACAUUGGAUGCUGUCAAAAUUAGUGCUCCUGGUGACAGUACAAACACCGAUGGAGUUCAUUUGGGAAAAUCAACUGAUGUUAAAAUUCUUAAUAUCGACAUUGCUACUGGAGAUGAUUGUGUUUCAUUGGGUGAUGGUUGUAGAAAAGUACUAGUACAAAAUGUGAAAUGUGGACCUGGUCAUGGUAUUAGUGUUGGAAGCCUUGGAAGGUUUACACAAGAAGAUAACGUAGAAGGUCUUAUAGUUAAGAAUUGUACUAUAUCAGAUACUGAAAAUGGUUUGAGGAUUAAAACUUGGCCAGCUGGACCAGGAACAAUUACUAUUACUGAUAUGAAUUUUGAAGAUGUUACCAUGGUUAGUGUCAGGAACCCUAUCAUCAUUGACCAAGAGUAUUGUCCAUGGAACACGUGCAACAAAAAGAUUCCUUCAAAAAUAAAGAUAAGCAAGGUUUCAUUCAAGAACAUUCAUGGAACUACAAAAGCAGAAGAGGGAGUGGUUCUUAUAUGCAGUAGUGGUGUACCGUGCGAUGGUGUGGAGUUGAGUAAUAUUGAUCUCACAUUUAAUGGAAAACCAGCAAAAGCUGUGUGUUCUAAUGUCAAACCUAUAAUUAAAGGAAAUGCUCCUACUUGUGAACCUUAUAAACCACUUCCCUCCUGAUCUUCCAAAUCCUCGGGGUCCUCUAAACUCGACGAAUCCGAUUGAUCAAUUUUUUGUACUUUUUAAUUUCAAGAGUACUAGACAACCAUCCCUAUAAUGCAGAGGAUGUUGAUUAUUAGUAGUUUAGUCUUUUAGAAAGAAAUAACUCGACUUAUGUAUUAGAAAUACUGUCAUGUAUAUGUCACCCUUCUUUUAAUAAAAU
Molecule: messenger RNA, 1446 nt
Organism: Lathyrus oleraceus (garden pea)
Lineage: Eukaryota; Viridiplantae; Streptophyta; Magnoliopsida; Fabales; Fabaceae
Product: polygalacturonase
Exons: 4
Coding region: 48-1244 (398 amino acids)
Biological process (GO): carbohydrate metabolic process
Molecular function (GO): polygalacturonase activity
Source: RefSeq, a predicted model, not a curated record